GAAAAACCAAAACAAUGAAAAAAAAAAAAAAAAGGUGAAAAAGACGGAAUUUUAAAAACAUUCCUUUUUUUUCUUUUUCCAACUUAAUAAAAAAAUUCCAUGAAAAAAGGACAAUAAUACAUGGCCACAACGCGACUUGACUAUCGCGAUACGAAAGAACCGACAGCUGUUUGUGUGUAUACCAUAUCGCAGGAAUCACGGUAUCUUCUUAUCAAAAACGUGCCCCGUCUGGGACUAGAACAAGAAUUACUCCAUCGAUGUCGAGCAAUGGGAGAUGUCGAAGAACAUGCAUUGUUGAAUCCACAGACACCCUCCUCGGAAAGCAGUGAUGCCACAGACACUUAUUGGAUCAAGUAUAAAAAUAUUACUUUUGCUCGAUUAGCGAAAAGGAAGCUAGAUGAUAAGCCGUUCUAUUCCAGCCUGCUAAAAGUAGUUUAUGCACCAGAAUAUGAAACCUUUGACGAUAUAAGACAGAAAUUUCAAAAUAGGGCAGAGGCGGUCCACCAACGAUUACUUAAGCUUCACAAAGAAAAAUAUGCAUUUCGAAGAAACAAGAGACCACGAGAAAGUAGUGAACAAAGAAAAGAGGAAGCCCCAUCCAACAUCUAUGGUCCUUUUUUGUCAAAUAACGAGAGAAUGGAUUCGACAGUGAAUUCAACUGGUUCCAAGGACGGGGAUCGAAAAAGGCGCAGAAGGAUUUGACGUACAUUUUGAGAAAAUAAUUCAAUAGCCGCAGCCCCGAUGAUGGGAUGAAGGGUGGAGAAGAAAAUUCCAUGCCUGGCCUAAGCGAAGGUUUUUUUCUUUUCUUUAGUGGAAAUAAAAAAAAA
Molecule: messenger RNA, 827 nt
Organism: Mycotypha africana
Lineage: Eukaryota; Fungi; Mucoromycota; Mucoromycetes; Mucorales; Mycotyphaceae
Exons: 1
Coding region: 121-702 (193 amino acids)
Cellular component (GO): nucleoplasm
Molecular function (GO): nucleic acid binding
Source: RefSeq, a predicted model, not a curated record